AUGCGUCAUGACGUCCAACUCCUGCCUUUUGGCCUCCUUAUCCUAAGGAGUGUCUCUGCCGCACCGGCCACCCUCUCGUCCGCGAUACUAGCCAGAGACUACACUGGCUAUGAUCAAUGCAGCGAUGACCAGAAAAACAAGAUCAACCAGGCUCUCUCAGAUGCCGCUGUGAUGGCCAGACAGCACACUGUCGACAGGACGAAGGACGGCGGGGACACCGAGACGUACCGCUCGUCUUCCGCCUACACGUACUACUUCCAAGACGACGAGUUCGACACGGGCGUCGACAAGAUGCUCAACGCCAUCGGGCAGCAGUCGCAGCCGCCGGCGCCGGACUCGGGCAAGCCCGGCGCGGGCGACCCGAUCACGCUGAACCAGUUCACCGUGCACAUAACCUGCGAGGACAGCCCGCUGUGCGCCGACGCCGGGGCCGGCACCAAGUCGCUGAUGAUCACCGACGUCAAGGCGGCGGGCGACGGCUUCACGCCCUCGAUGCGCUUCUGCCCGCAGUUCUUCAAGGCCGACGAGCCGCGCACCAAGAAUAACCUCGACGCCCUGCCCUACACGAAGAACCCCAGCCGCCGCCAGUCGAGCUGGUGCAAGCCCGGGAUGAAGUUCAGCUCGUUCGAGGUCGCCGGCACGACGGUGCUGCACGAGCUCACGCACCUGAACGAGGCUGGGAACCGUGCGGGCCUGGCGUCCAACCCUGAUGGGGGCAACACUGGUGGACAGACGCAGGGCACCGCUGAUAUCUACGGAACCAACGGCUAUUCCGUCGACCCGGAGACGGCAGCGCGCCAGCUCCAUACCAACUGGAAGAACGUAAUCGACAAUAACCUGCCGCAGGAUCAGUGGCCGUCGUAUGUCGAGAAGCUGAACGCCGAGAGCUAUGCUGCGUCGGCUACUGAGUGGUGGUUCAUGUCCACGUGCGCCUUUGACAGCAUCAUUGGGAACUAG
Molecule: messenger RNA, 957 nt
Organism: Anthostomella pinea
Lineage: Eukaryota; Fungi; Ascomycota; Sordariomycetes; Xylariales; Xylariaceae
Source: the annotation of a GenBank genome assembly